Molecule: messenger RNA, 1947 nt
Organism: Symsagittifera roscoffensis
Lineage: Eukaryota; Metazoa; Xenacoelomorpha; Acoela; Convolutidae
Exons: 2
Coding region: 1-1947 (648 amino acids)
Source: RefSeq, a predicted model, not a curated record
AUGGUGGAUCCUGGUGACCCUGCUGUUGUGGACGAGCUGAGGAAAAAACAUCCCCCGCGUUCCAAUGCUGUCUCCUCCAUUCCAGUCCCUUCUUCAGAGUCUCCGGUUGUUUGCCGCGUCUCUAGUGUCUCCAAAGCCAUUCAGUCUUUUCCUUCUGGUUCUGCUGCUGGGCCUGAUCGAGUGACUCCGCAGAUUCUUAAAGACCUAAUCAGUCAACGUGGAGAAGCCUCACAGCCCUUCUUGAGUAGUCUCACGUCUUUUAUCAACAUCGUUCUGGCAGGAAAAGUUCCGGUUCUCAUUCGCCCGUUUGUGUGUGGAACUAAUCUGUUCGCCGUGAGCAAGAAGACUGGAGGAGUUCGUCCCAUUGCUGCGCGAAACGUCUUCCGCAGAUUGGCCUCCAAAUGUGGUGGACGCGCGUACUCAACUGCUAGAAAAGAGUCAUACGGCGCCCGUCAACUAGGCUAUGGCACGCCUCGAGGAGCAGAGGCUGCAGUCCAUGCCACGCGAAUGUACUUACAUGACAAUAUUGAAAGUAGCGGCAAGGUCAUUCUCAAAAUAGAUUUCAAGAACGCGUUCAAUUCCAUCUCCCGGAACAAGUUUUUUUCUCUGAUUCACGAGCGUUAUCCGGGUCUUUAUCCUUAUACGCACGCAGCUUAUGACUCCGCAUCACAUCUUUUCAUCGGUGAUUCCGCUUUGUCUUCAGACGAAGGUGGUCAGCAAGGCGACCCUGAGGCACCGCCAAUUUUCUGUGAUACUGUGAACGAAAUCACCCACGAAGUCGAAUCAGAGUUGAACCUGUGGUAUCUAGACGAUAGUAACUUAGGCGGAGAUUACGCCAUCGUUCUGCGCGACUUCCGCAUGAUCAUCUCCGAAGUGCCAAAAACUCCGGGCAUCGACAACUUGAUAAUCCUGGGGGCUCCUGUAGGGAAUCUUGCCAUCUCCAAUGCUCUCAGUGACAAGAUAGCUGAUUUGGAGCGCAUGUUUUUGCGUCUGAAAAACAUCGAGGCUCAUCAUGCUUUCUUUCCUUUGAAGAGUUCGUUUUCUAUCCCGAAGUUGUUAUAUAUCCUUCGCUCCUCUCCGUGUUUCAACUACCCUGAACUCUUAGCUAAAUACGACGACAUCCUCUACUCCAGCCUCGAGAGCAUCUGCAACAUAAGACUUGAUACUGACGCCCGCAAGCAAACGUCCCUUCCCGCAGCUUUAGGUGGUCUCGGAUUAGGAUAUGCGUCUGUUCUUGCCGUAUGCGGGUAUCUCUCGUCUGUUGGCAGUUCUUCACGCCUUUGUUCCGAAAUCCUAAAUAAGCCUUUCUCAGACCAUUUGUAUGAAGGAGCCUUGUCACAAUGGUAUGAGCUCUCUGGCUCCACCACUAUCCCCGAGAACAAUUUUCAGAAGUCUUGGUCUGACCCCGUAUACAGAACCCGGCUUAAUAAUCUGAUCACCGACGCACCUGACGAUAAAUCUCGCAUUCGCCUUAAGUCUUUCGAGGGUAAGCUACAGUCUGCUUGGCUCACCGCCCUGCCGUCAAGUUCUUUGGGCCUCAAGCUUUCCAAUAUCCAUCUCAGAAUAUCUCUCGCUCUUCGUCUUGGUGUCCCCAUAUGUGAGCCUUACGUCUGCCGUUGUGGUGAGCACGUCGACCUUUUUGGAGGGCACGGUCUUUCGUGCAGGAGAAGCGCCGGCAGGCUUCAGCGCCACUCAAUGAUUAACGAUGUAGUGAAGCGAGCUUUAGGAUCGAGCAACAUUCCUUCAGUUCUCGAGCCUCCUGGUAUGUCCACAGCAGACCAGAAACGUCCAGAGAGUUGGUGCCUUGGGAGAGAAGUCAGUCAUUCAUAUGGGAUGCCACUGUUGUCGACGCCCUGGCACCAAGCCGUCUGUCCUCUGGCACUGCAUCUCAUUUCUCUGCUGCCUCUGAAGCCGAAAACCGUAAAACCUCUAAAUACGCUGACUUAA